UGCCUGCUACACCUGAUCCUUAAACCGUUAACAGCCAGGGGACGCUCUAGGACUAAGACGCUUUCCUUCCAGCCCGUUCCGGGUUCCUGGGAAAGAACCUUACGCUGCUUAGCGUGGUCAUCUGCAGGUGACUUCAGCGCUCUCAGAUUGAGAGGUUCUGAAAUUGUGACGCUUGCUUUUAAUCUCAGUUUUCGAUAUUUGACUUAACAAGGAAAACUUGGACACGCAGAAAUGGAUGAUGAACCAGAAAGAACCAAACGGUGGGAAGGGGGCUAUGAAAGAACAUGGGAGGUUCUUAAAGAAGAUGAGUCUGGAUCAUUGAAAGCCAGUAUUGAGGAUAUUCUUUUUAAGGCCAAGAGAAAACGCAUCUUUGAACAUCAUGGGCAAGUUAGACUUGGGAUGAUGCGCCACUUGUAUGUAGUGGUUGAUGGAUCAAGAACAAUGGAAGACCAAGACUUAAAGCCUAACAGACUGACUUGUACCUUAAAGCUGUUGGAACAUUUUGUUGAAGAAUAUUUUGACCAAAAUCCUAUCAGUCAGAUUGGCAUUAUUGUAACUAAGGGUAAAAGAGCUGAGAAACUGACUGAGCUUUCGGGAAAUCCAAGAAAACACACAGCAGCUCUGAAGAAAGCUAUUGAUAUGACCUGCCUUGGGGAGCCAUCGCUAUAUAAUGCCUUAAAUUUGGCCACACAGACAUUAAAGCAUAUGCCAGGACAUACAAGCAGAGAGGUUUUAGUAAUAUUCAGCAGCCUGACAACAUGUGAUCCUUCCAAUAUAUAUGAUCUAAUUAAGUGUUUAAAAGCACUCAAGAUCAGAGUGUCUAUUAUUGGCCUUUCUGCUGAAGUUCGUGUUUGCACUGUACUUGCCCGGGAAACUGGAGGAACCUAUCAUGUCAUUUUGGAUGAAGCCCAUUAUAGAGAGCUCCUGAGGCAUCAUGUUAGUCCACCACCAGCCAGUUCAGGUUCUGAAAGUUCUCUUAUUCGAAUGGGCUUUCCUCAGCACACAAUCGCAUCCUUGGCUGAUCAGGAUGCAAAGCCAUCUUUUAGCAUGGCACACCUGGAAAAUAGCAAUGAUCCGGGUCUUACACUGGGAGGAUAUUUCUGCCCCCAGUGUAGAGCCAAAUACUGUGAGCUUCCUGUGGAAUGCAAAGUUUGUGGUCUUACGCUUGUGUCUGCACCUCAUCUGGCUCGAUCUUAUCAUCACUUGUUUCCUUUGGAUGCCUUUCAGGAAGUCUCACUACAACAGUACAGAGGAGAACGUUAUUGUCAAGGAUGCCAAGGAGAAAUCGAAGAUCAGCAUGUCUAUAUUUGUAAAGUCUGCCAGAGUGUGUUUUGUGUGGAAUGUGAUCUUUUCGCUCAUGAUACUCUGCACUGCUGUCCAGGCUGCAUUCACAAGCAUCCUACUCCUCUCUGAGUAUAAUCCAAUCAGUGAUCAGCAAUACUUACUACAUUCCUGUCCAUAGAAUGAAGGUAUUUGGCAAAAGAGUUUCAACUUGAAGACCAACAUCUAGUUCUACUUGUGUAAGACCUGCGUGCUUAUGCAAACAGACUUUUUAUUUUACACCAACACGGUAAUAUAGAAGUUUGUAUGUAUACAUUUAUAUGUACCUGAAAAUUGUAACACUUGUACCUGAAAUUUGUCCUUGAAGUGUCUUUUAAUUUUCUUUUAAUUAGUCUAAAUUAUAUGCCAGUUUGUAUCCCUGAAAGGGAAUGUAUACUAGAAUUAUGUGUUUUUUAAAAUCCAGAUUUGUGCAAGGGAAACUACACGUGCACCGGGGAUCUUUCCUGCUGCUCCUCUGUGUCAGGGAGCAAACAUGAAUGGUGUGAGAUGUGGUGCAGGCUGCAGUGUCAGCACCUUCUGUGAACAGACUUCUUUUUUAAAAAGAGAGAGUUCUAGGAAGAGCAAGUCUCUAAUGUGUUUUUUACAAGCAGAAAUAAAAGUUGACUUUAAAAGCAGA
Hemicordylus capensis (graceful crag lizard) is the source of this 1957-nucleotide messenger RNA. RefSeq names its product general transcription factor IIH subunit 2. Gene Ontology annotation, biological process: nucleotide-excision repair; DNA-templated transcription; regulation of transcription by RNA polymerase II. Gene Ontology annotation, molecular function: zinc ion binding. The transcript is spliced from 16 exons. Lineage: Eukaryota; Metazoa; Chordata; Lepidosauria; Squamata; Cordylidae. The record is from RefSeq and is a predicted model, not a curated record. Bases 232 to 1413 code for a protein of 393 amino acids. Gene Ontology annotation, cellular component: transcription factor TFIIH holo complex; transcription factor TFIIH core complex.